CCGGAAACCUGGGGCACUAUAUUAUCAGCGACUACCAAUAAACCAGUAUGGCCCCUGUGCCAAAUUGGGCACCAGCAAUCGCCAAUUGACAUACAAACUGAACGACUGCUCUUUGAUCACACGUUGAAAACAUUCAGAAUAAUCGGGAGUGAUGAACAGUUAGAAUUCAUCGUCCAGAAUGUGGGUCAGGACCUUCAACUUUCAUUCUUGUCAAAUCAAGUCUUUCUCACCGGAGGUCCCCUGUCCUAUUAUUACCAGAUCUUUUCUGCCCGUAUCAAAUUCGGUUCAGCGUCUUCCAAAGGAUCUGAUCACAGAAUCGAUGGGCGUUCUUCACCAGGAGAGUUGCAGAUUUUUGCUUACAAUAAUGAGUUGUAUAAAAACAGCUCACAGGCUUCCAUCCAUCCUAAUGGGCUGGCGGCGGUUAGCGUUUUUUUCAAAUUGCAGAUUUUUGCUUACAAUAAUGAGUUGUAUAAAAACAGCUCACAGGCUUCCAUCCAUCCUAAUGGGCUGGCGGCGGUUAGCGUUUUUUUC
Opisthorchis viverrini is the source of this 531-nucleotide messenger RNA. RefSeq lists its product as hypothetical. Gene Ontology annotation, molecular function: zinc ion binding; carbonate dehydratase activity. The transcript is spliced from 4 exons. Lineage: Eukaryota; Metazoa; Platyhelminthes; Trematoda; Opisthorchiida; Opisthorchiidae. The record is from RefSeq and is a predicted model, not a curated record. The annotation marks the transcript as partial.